CGUUAUUAUUUUCGAUCAAGUCCCUGCACAGUUGUUUUAAAGAAAUUAAAAGAUCCUUCAACAUUUGAAUAUAUGCUUGUAGAACCCACGUCCAUAUGUGACAGAUGUCUCUCUAAUGUAUUAAAAAAUGAGUUUUCUAACUGGACUAGUGGAAAUUCACAAAUUGAUAAAUUUAUUCAAGACGCACAGCGUGGAUUCGGUGCUGUAUAUUUUGCAAAAUGGGAUAAAGGUGUAAAAUGUUUUUUCGUGAAAGAUAAAGACAAAUAUCAUACUCGAUCUGAGCCCUGUGCUGUUGCUUUAAAGCAAUUAAAAAGCGAAAAAGACUCAGUUCAUCUUUUUCUUAAGGAGGUUCAAGCACAAUUUGAUUGUUGUCAUUUAUAUGGAGUUACUCAAGAUCCUUCGACAUCACAAUACAUGUUCGUAAUGCGAUAUGCACCGCAAGGGGAUCUUGGACGAUUCUUGAAAAAAAAAUUUGAUAAACUAUCUCUAAAAAACAAAUUAAGUAUAGCACAAUCUAUAUGUGCAGAACUUCAAAAUAUUCAUGCUAAAGAUAGAAAUUCAAGAAGUCAAGAAGGAUGCCAAUUAGAUCCAAGACAAAAAAAAUUUAAAAUUUUAACUUCAUCUGGUUACUUGGAGGAAUUAACAUUUAAUGAGUAUAAAAGUGUAUACUUUUUAAGUAGUCUUAAUGAGGAAUUAGUAAAUGAAUUGAAAAAUUCGAACAGUGCAACUGAGAUAUAUAACAUUAUGAAAUGGAAACCAGACAUUCCUAUUCACAAGGAUGCAGUAUAUAAAAGUCGUAUGAUUAGUACUAGUGAUAAAUAUAUGACUAGUCGAAACAUGGCACUUCAAUACGAAAUUUGUGAUAUACCGUAA
Dentiscutata erythropus is the source of this 873-nucleotide messenger RNA. The record is from the annotation of a GenBank genome assembly. Lineage: Eukaryota; Fungi; Glomeromycota; Glomeromycetes; Diversisporales; Gigasporaceae.